AUGAUCCAGGGGCGGCUCAACGACGCCGCGAUUGCACUCUACCAAGUUCUUCAACAAGCAAACGUCAAACACGGUAUAUUUGGCGGCUAUGCUAUUGCCUCACUCGGCGGACCUCGCGAGAGUAAGGAUGUUGACUGCAUUGCUGCUGUGAGCAAGGAACAGAUUAUACAAGUCCUCAAUGGCACCAACGGCUUUGUUUUCAUCAAUCAGACUCGUCAGGAUUAUGUCGCGUUCCUCUGGUCAGACAAGCCGGAUAGGAGUCAUGCCGUCCUGGUGGAGAUUUUUGUUGAACAAUUCCCAGGUGCGCAAUAUGACAUGCGGAACUUGCAAACUCGCCCAGUGCAAGUACAGGGCCAAGUCAACGGAAAUCGACCAAUCUCCCUCCUCGACCCAGUCUAUGUCUUCAAAGGCAAGCUGCGUGCCGCAGCCCUCCGCGGCAAAUUCCACGACUCUGCCGACCUCCGGUGGCUCGAGUCCCAUUACGGUAACCAGCUCAGACAGAACAAAUCGCAAUUCGACCUCCAAUAUGUCGGGCUGGCUCUCCGCCGCUACCCAGAGCUGUACAACUUGUUCGACCGGCUUGGACUCAAUAUUCCUGCGGCGGAGGCCGCCACUGCUCAGAUCGAUCUAGCACACUUGCCGGCACCCAGGCCGGGUGAUGUGCACAGAGGAUUGCUCAAGGUACCGACCCCGAGAACAUCCCCCAGAGGCUCGGCUCCGGGUUCUCGGUCAAGCUCUGCACAUAGUCGCUCCUCCAAUGGUCGCGGUAGAGGGUAA
This is a messenger RNA of Endocarpon pusillum Z07020, 777 nucleotides long. RefSeq lists its product as uncharacterized. The record is from RefSeq and is a predicted model, not a curated record. NCBI's taxonomy places the organism in Eukaryota, Fungi, Ascomycota, Eurotiomycetes, Verrucariales, Verrucariaceae. The transcript has 2 exons. Bases 1 to 777 code for a protein of 258 amino acids.